AUGGAGCCGGUGCCCUGGAAGCGCAGGGCGCGCCCCCGGCGUGCUCCGCCGCCAGCGGCGCGUCGGCGUCGGCGGGGUCUUCUCCCGGGGCGCGGGCUCAAGCGGAAGGUGGGCUGCAUCGACAGCGCCACGCGGAUCGGGCGGCGGAAGCGGCUGGAGAGCGAGUACGACCUCGGCGAGGAGAUCGGGCACGGCAAGUUCGGGUCCGUCCGCGUCUGCCGCCCCAAGGCCGCCCGGGGCGAGGAGGAGUUCGCCUGCAAGGCGUUGCCCAAGAACGGCGGGGACACGGCCCACCGCGAGGUGGAGAUCAUGCAACACCUCUCGGGCCACCCGGGCGUCGUCACGCUCAGGGCCGUCUUCGAGGACGCCGACGCCUUCUACCUCGUCAUGGAGCUCUGCCACGGCGGACGGCUCCUCGAUGAGGUGGCCAGGGAGGUAAGCUCUCUGAGCGCCGCGCCGCCAAUGUGA
Messenger RNA from Miscanthus lutarioriparius, 468 nucleotides. NCBI's taxonomy places the organism in Eukaryota, Viridiplantae, Streptophyta, Magnoliopsida, Poales, Poaceae. The record is from the annotation of a GenBank genome assembly.